Messenger RNA from Dothidotthia symphoricarpi CBS 119687, 1050 nucleotides. RefSeq names its product double-strand-specific ribonuclease Pac1. The record is from RefSeq and is a predicted model, not a curated record. The transcript has 2 exons. The annotation marks the transcript as partial. Gene Ontology annotation, molecular function: double-stranded RNA binding; ribonuclease III activity. Gene Ontology annotation, biological process: primary miRNA processing; rRNA processing; regulation of gene expression. Lineage: Eukaryota; Fungi; Ascomycota; Dothideomycetes; Pleosporales; Dothidotthiaceae. Gene Ontology annotation, cellular component: nucleus.
AUGUCGACUCACAAGCGCGGCGGCGCCUUCAAUCACUACGGCGACCGCAAUCAGCAAUUCAGCAAGAAGCCGCGGCCGUCACCCCCGCCACACCAGCCUGCCCUCUCGGCGACAGACAUGCAGACAGGCCUCGUCGCGCUGCUGGAUAGAUUCGUAGCCGCCGAAACCAAGCCCGACGGCGACAAGAGCAUCCUACACCACGCAACCGAGCUGCGCCGCCUCGUGUCCCAGCGCACCCACAGCAACCCAUCCGCCCAGGCGAAGCGCGAGCUCGACGUCAAGCGCCCCGACCACGUGCCCAACGUCACUAUCCCGGACUACAUCUACCGCAAAGUCACCGAAGCAAAAGAGCUGCCCGCGCUGCCGCUCAUCUCAGAGCCGCACCUCCACGAAGCCGUCUUCACCCACCGCACCUUCCACGACCCGUCCGGCCAGUUCGGCGCCCCCAUCGACCUCUCCCUCGACUACGAGCGCCUCGAGUUCCUCGGCGACGCCUACAUCGAACUAAUCGCCUCGCGCGCCCUCUACAACCGCUUCCCACAAGUCGACGUCCCACAACUCUGCUCCUGGCGCGAACGCCUGGUCGAGAACUCGGCGCUGGGCAAAUUCUCCGAAGCAUACGGUUUCCCCGACCGCCUAAAGCGACACGCACACUGGGACAAAGAGUCCAAAUCCUGGAAAAAAAUAGUCGCCGAUAUCUUCGAAGCCUACGUCGCUGCCCUCGUCCUCUCAGAUCCCACCCACGGCUUCCGCACAGCAGAAACCUGGCUCGACACCCUCUGGGCCCCGCAACUCCUCGCCUUCAGGGAGAAAAUCAUAGAGAACCCGCGCGCGCGCGACGACCUGCAGAAACUCAUCUUCGUCAACGAUGUCAAGCUGGAGUUUCGCCAGGAAAGGCAGAUGACGUAUGAUGCGGAUAAUCUGCAGGUGUACUCCAUGGGUGUGUAUCUGACCGGGUGGGGGUAUGCGGAUGAGUGGCUGGGGAGUGGGAUGGGGCAGAAUAAAGUUCAGGGCUGUGUGGCGGCCGCGACGGAUGCGAUUAAGAAGAAU